Molecule: messenger RNA, 968 nt
Organism: Teleopsis dalmanni
Lineage: Eukaryota; Metazoa; Arthropoda; Insecta; Diptera; Diopsidae
Exons: 1
Coding region: 78-830 (250 amino acids)
Source: RefSeq, a predicted model, not a curated record
AAUUCAAAAUUUUUAUGCAAAAUUAAAAUCAUAAAAAUUUUACAGUAACAAACACUAAAGUAUAAUUAAAGGGCAAAAUGUUUCAGAUUGCUAAGUUAUUUGCGCAACGCCAAGUCAUUUCGACUCUUGGAAACAAAAAUUUACUAAAUUUGGGCGAAAAUUUAGUUAAAAGUGUUUUAAGAAAAUUCGGUCACUGUGACACCUGUGGGCCAGUCAAAAUUGACUGUGUUCCUGUUAUAAAAAAGAAACCAGUAUGCGAACUAUUCACAGCAAUUAAGCAGAGAAAGCAAUAUGAAAAAGAACUUAAAAAGCGAAGGAUCAGGUCAGUUUGGGGUGAAAUUCCAGAUUGUUGUGUUGACAGCUGUCCUAUACCUCCACGGUAUGAUGAACUAUACUACAGGCCGUCAAAUCCACAUAAUCGUUUAUAUGAACAAACUUGGAUUGAUUGUCUGGAAAGAACGCCAAAAUUAAUGUGUUAUUAUCCAGAAGAACAAUACCUUCCUCCAAAAAGACGACCGCGUAAACCUCGCAAAAAAAGCUGUUUAAAUAUGGUAAAACCAAAUAAUCUGGGAUUAAUGCAAUGUAUAAAGCCUUUUAAAGGAUGUAAUCCUAAAAUGCAUGUAUGUGGUUGCAAACCCGUAGCUGCUAAUGUGUCGUGCACAGUUGUACGUAAUAAAACAAUAUGCCGAAAAGUGAACAGUCCUUGGCCAAGUUUCUCUGAAUGUAACGUCGCCACAAAUAAAAAACCUAUAAAAGAGUGUGAUUGUUUAUCACCGGUGCCACUAUGUACUUUUAUACGUUACUUAAAAGAGAAGAAGCGGUUCUAUUAAACUUGCUUACAUAACAUCUUUUCAAAAUAAUUGUUAAAGAAAUCAAUCAUCAAAAGAAAAUAACUUGCUUUCCUGAACAAGUCGUAUAUGACAAGAAAACUCUAAUUGUAUAGCGUACAAAAAUGAUUGUAAAUUUUA